Pseudomyrmex gracilis is the source of this 1848-nucleotide messenger RNA. It is a transcript of the gene Gbeta5, whose product is annotated as guanine nucleotide-binding protein subunit beta-5. Gene Ontology annotation, cellular component: cytoplasm; heterotrimeric G-protein complex. Gene Ontology annotation, biological process: G protein-coupled dopamine receptor signaling pathway; G protein-coupled receptor signaling pathway. Gene Ontology annotation, molecular function: signaling receptor complex adaptor activity; protein binding. The coding region runs from base 518 to 1567 and encodes 349 amino acids. The transcript is spliced from 6 exons. The record is from RefSeq and is a predicted model, not a curated record. Lineage: Eukaryota; Metazoa; Arthropoda; Insecta; Hymenoptera; Formicidae.
UACACAAUAAAAAAAAACUGUCUUACUGAAUUUAAAGAGUGAUCAUUUUAAACGAUGUGUUCAACAAGCCUUUUAAACCAGCAGAUGUGACCAGAGAAGGGUAAUUCAGCCGCUCGCAGUGCAUCGGCGCCGACCGGCGGCGCCUUGUCAAGCAUAUCAGGUGCUUUUGGUGGUUGCUUCGUCUCAUGUCAAUUCGCGUCGUAUCGAUUAUCCUCGUUCUAGCGCGUGUUGGCGAGAUCUCGCUCUCGCUUGAAAAUAAACGCACAUAAAAAAAAUAAAAGAGAAGAGCGAACGCAGCGGCAAGAAAAAUGACGUGGAAAAUCGUUCGCAAUGACUGUAAAUAAGAGAUAUUGGAACCGAAACAUUUGCGGGAAUUCGAGGGCUCUCCAUUUCGUUUUGCUUGCAAAAAUAGAAUUCUGAAGCAUUCCAAUGUGACACAAGUAACAAUCAACUGUGUCUUCAACUGUUUUAUCUCAAAUUUGUAAAAUAAGAAAUUGUCGACUAAAAGUGAGACAGUAUGAACUCUGCAACAGAACUGGAACACAUAGAAAAGUUGGCGAAAGAAGCGGAAAGCUUAAAGAUACGUUUAGAGGAUGAACGACAAAAGUUGAAUGAUAUCACACUUGCUAGUGUAGCAGAUAGGCUUGAAGCAAUUAAUUGUAUAAAUGUGAAGCUCAGACGUAUUUUAAAAGGACAUCAAGCUAAGGUUCUAUGCUCAGAUUGGUCUCCUGAUAAGCGUCAUAUCGUUUCUUCCUCACAGGAUGGAAGAAUGAUCAUAUGGGAUGCUUUCACAACAAAUAAAGAACACGCUGUUAGCAUGCCUACUACAUGGGUGAUGGCAUGCGCUUAUGGUCCUAGCGGUACCUUAGUUGCAUGCGGCGGUCUAGAUAACAAAGUUACGGUAUAUCCAUUAAGUCUGGAAGAUGAUGUCUCAACUCACAAAAGAACUGUCGGCACUCACACGUCCUAUAUGUCCUGCUGUGCAUUUCCAAACAGUGAUCAACAGAUAUUAACAGGCAGCGGAGACAGCACAUGCGGAUUGUGGGAUGUAGAGAGCGGACAAUUGUUACAGAGUUUCCAAGGUCAUUCCAGUGAUGUUAUGUCCAUCGAUUUAGCGCCAAGUGAAACCGGGAAUACGUUUGUGUCAGGUGGUUGCGACAAAUUGGUCUUGAUCUGGGAUAUGCGCAGUGGGCAAUGUGUGCAAAGUUUUGAAGGACAUCAGUCCGACGUUAAUUCGGUGAGAUUUCAUCCUGGGGGCGACGCUGUAGUAACAGGCUCGGAUGAUGCUACUUGCCGCUUGUUUGAUUUGCGUGCUGAUAGAGAAGUUGCAGUAUAUGCAAAAGAGAGUAUAAUAUUUGGAGCAAAUGCGGUUGAUCUCAGUAUAAGUGGGCGCUUGCUUUUCGCCGGAUACAACGAUUAUUCGGUGAACGUAUGGGACACAUUAAAAUGUCAACGAGUAGCGCUGUUAUAUGGUCAUGAAAAUCGAGUUUCGUGUCUAAGGAUUUCUCCGGACGGAACUGCUCUGUCUACUGGAAGCUGGGACUCAACUCUGCGAGUUUGGGCUUAGUUUCUUGAUUACUGUUAAACAUGUUGAAAAUAAUUUUAUGAGAUAAUCAUGCCAUGCUGCGCACGGCAUAGUUAAUAUAAUGUUAAUACACACACACACACAUUUCUUACUUUAUCUUAUUUACAUUUAUAAAUUCAUGUGAUCUUUUUUAGAUAGUUUUUAUAUUUCAUUCAGGUUUUCAUACAUCGCAUUCUACAUAUGUAUGAUACAUUUUAGUGUAUUUACGCACUUAACAGCAAGCUUGCUAUGUCAUACGCAAAAUGUAUAAUCAGUAUGUAAUA